UCCAAAACCGCCCGCACCGAGCUCCAUCCGGCAUUGACCUUAGACAAAUCUCCCCUCCUUUUCCCCAAGUCAAUUCCUCUCGAAACCAAUUCACAAUGGCGGAAGACGGUCAGGAGCUUGUCACCAAGCCCUUCAAGUUUGUCACUGGUGGCACCGACGCCCGUUUUCCCAACCAGAACCAGACCAAGCACUGCUGGCAAAACUACGUCGACUACCACAAGUGCAUCCUCGCCAAGGGUGAGGACUUUGCGCCCUGCCGCCAGUUCUGGCUCUCUUACCGAUCCCUCUGCCCCUCCGGCUGGUACAACCGAUGGGAUGAGCAGCGCGAGGCCGGAAACUUCCCCGUCAAGCUGGACGCUUAAGUUGGACAUGUAGUCUUGGAGUAGUGGAUGGUUUAGAAGAGACAGAGCAGACACACUGCAAUUGUAUCAUUUGUGAAGCUGCCUGCUGUAUAAAAUCCUCGUAAACGCUGACUUUUGUCCG
Molecule: messenger RNA, 483 nt
Organism: Fusarium vanettenii 77-13-4
Lineage: Eukaryota; Fungi; Ascomycota; Sordariomycetes; Hypocreales; Nectriaceae
Exons: 4
Coding region: 96-362 (88 amino acids)
Cellular component (GO): mitochondrion; respiratory chain complex IV
Source: RefSeq, a predicted model, not a curated record